GUACCCUUUCAUAUAUGGCCGUAAAAGAAAACAAAAUAGUUACUUCGAAGUAUACGUUAGCCUCUUUCUUGCCUCUAAAUCUAUACAGACAGUUUUCCAAAUAUAGCAAUGUGUUUUUCUUCGUGACACUUAUGCUCCUUUUGAUACCUGCUGUAUCUCCUUUCCCUCCAUAUGCGUACCUAACGGCCUUUUUGAUCGUGAUCGGCAUAAGCAUCUUCAAGGAUGGCAUAGAAGACAUUAUAAGGCACAAACAGGACAGGCAUGCAAAUGAGAGAAUAAUACACAAAAUUAUGGAAAAAACAAAUAACAUAACUGAGGAAUAUAGCGAACUUGAUAUCUGCAAUGCAGAUGGAACCAAUUUUAUGGCUACAUCAUCUUACGUAGAAGAUCUCAGGGUGGGCAAUGUGAUCAUUCUCAGGGAGAACGAAGAGGUACCUAGCGAUAUUGUGUUGCUUAAUGCCAAGGUGUUUGACGGAAAAUACUUGAAGUGCCGGGGGUUUUGUUUCAUACAGACAUCUUCUCUGGAUGGUGAGGCAAAUCUUAAAAAGAAACAGAGCAAUAUAAGUGCUGUGAUAGAUCCGUGUGGAGGUACACGGCCCACUUCCGACUACGAAAUGUGUGAAUGUGACAAACGAAUAAUAAGAAACAUCAGAGAAUUGGAUAUUUCCGAGGGCGGAAUCGACUUCAAUGAUAUAAGCGCGAAGAUAAAAUUCGAUAACAAUGUUUUACUGCAGACAGAGAAGAAUAUUCUGCUUAGAGGUACCCACGUCCGAUCAACGGAUCAAAUACUCGGGCUGGUCAUAACGGUGGGCGAUAAAACCAAGAUAAGCAAAAAUCAACACAAGACAGACUUGAAACGGAGCAAAUUUGAAAAAAAAGUCGAAAGAAAAAUGUUCUACAUAUUUAUUUUGUAUUUCAUUAUUCUAUUUACGUCCUGUACUAUACUUACAGCAAAUUUGCGAAGAGAACAGGUAAAUAUCUACGAGAUUGACAACUUCAGCAAGCAGGCGUUGAAGCUCACAGGAACAAAUUACAUCCUUUACUCGUAUCUUAUUCCUCUAUCACUGUUUGUGAUGAUAGAGGUGGCACGCAUCUUCCAAAAAAAUUUUGUGAGCUAUGACCCGGACAUAAAAGGCGCGUAUUGCAGAAACUCGAAUGUAACAGAGGAUAUUGGCAUGAUUGACAUCAUACUGAGUGAUAAGACUGGGACAUUAACGGAGAACAAAAUGAAUUUCAGGUACUACGAUACAGGAAGUGGUCUCAGGGGAAUAGAUUCAUUGAAUAUGGAAGAUUCGUUCUUUUUUGUGAUAAAUCUACUGUGCAAUAAUGAACUGCAGCUUAUCAACAACAAGUACGAGGGAAUAUCGCAGGAUGAAAUUUCUAUUGUAGAGAGGCUGGAAAGCGUAGGCUGCUUUCUGCGGAACAAGGCCGAUAUAAUGCUAAAAGUUGAAAUAGCAAACUCGAUUUAUGAUGUUAAAGUGCUUGCUGUCCUAGAAUUUAAUUCGGAGAGACAGCGAAUGAGCACACUCGUGCAGAUAAAUACCAAAAACGAACGUUUUGUUCGAAAUAACGAUAUAUAUUUGUUCACCAAGGGAUCGGAUCAGAGAUUAAACGCUCAUUUGAGUCCACCAUCAACGGUGGAGGUUAAUUCUAACUACAGGUCGCUGCUGGUGGUUCAUAGAAAGAUAGAAGAUGCCAACGAACUGAACGUAUUUCUGAAUGAGUAUCAUGAGAACAUGUUAAAUCCAAAAUCGAUUGAGAGACUCUUUGAAGGAUUGGAGAACAAGUUGAGAUUUGCUGGCAUAGCGUAUAUCGAAGACAGAAUAGGAUUCAAGGUUAAGGACACAGUAGAAGAUUUAAAGGAAGCGGGCAUAAAGAUUUGGAUGGUAACCGGUGAUAAGAAAGAAACAGCGCUCAGCUGUGGAAGAAGUGUUGGUAUUGUGAGCGAUGCGGCGUACAAACCGGAUGAAAUAGUUGAGCAGCUAAACAGCAACACGUCGCUUCCUAUGAAUCGUGAUGUAUGGAUGGAAAGACUGCCAGACUCUCUGAUCAUUUAUAGGGCAAUUCCCGACAAGAAAGCUAUAGUGGCUAAGGAACUUGUUAAAAGGGGGCUGACUGUACUGGCCAUAGGAGAUGGAAACAACGACGUGUCAAUGAUAAACGCGAGCACAGUUGGUGUGGGUAUCAGGGGAAAGGAAGGUGGCCAGGCUGCACUUGCAGGGGACUUUGCCGUUAUGAGUUUCCAUCACCUGAGAAAGCUGCUGUUCCAUCAUGGAAAGAACAAUCUUGUCCGAUUCUCCAAGUUGACCAUCAACUCAUUCUUCAAAAACAUCUUUCUGAUCACAUUUCAGUUCAAUUAUAAUUUUUCAAACGGGUUUUCAGGUUUGAGCGCUUUUAAUUAUUACUUCCUAAAUUAUUUCAACAUUCUGUUUACGUCAUUCAUUCCCUUCACGAUCGCCAUUUUUGAUAGGGGAAAGGAACAGCGUGAGUUCCAAGAUCAGGCCACAGAAAGGCGGAUACUUGAGUCGUAUAAACAGACAAGAGACUAUUUCUCGACCAGAUCCAUCAUUUUUUCGAUGUCGUUUGCAGUGGUGAAGGGAUGUCUUCUGUACUGGGUGAGUUUUGCAAUGCUAGACUGGAACUAUGCGUACAUGACCACGUAUUUCUCAUACGUUGUGUUCAUCAGCACGUUCAUUUUUCAGGUUAGUCUGAUUGAGUUUUUUAACGUUUACACCAUCAUAUCCAUGGUGAUGACCACCAUAGUUUUUGCUGCCGUUAUUUUUGGGAUAGAUGAAGUGGACUACACGAUAUAUGGCAAUCCUGUGUUUUACUUCACUCUUUUGGCUGUGUUAUCCAUAAAUGUGGGCAGUGACCUAAUAUACAAGAAGAUUUGUAAAAAAUUCAGAGUAAAAAUUUAAAAUUUAAACGCAGACCGUGUAAUAAAGCGUUUUCUAAAUCUUUUAACUCGUAGACAUACGGUCAUCUUACGUAUAUUUGAUGCAAUAAAGCGAAUUUUUGAGAGUGUGAGUUUUGUCUUGGUGUAGUUCAGUUUUUCGCACUGAAGACAUUUCAGCAACACUCUCCAAGGUAUAUUUGUUACACUGAAUUAGAAUAUAUUGUCUAGAUUUUGGGAGAUGAGAUCGAACUACAUAAUAUGAACACGUAUCCUCAUAAAUAGGUAAAUACAAAUAAACAAUUCUGUUUUACCAAUAAAUACAUCCUGCAUGUCAUUUAAAGAUUAUUGAGCGUACUAUCUUCUAAUAUCAAUCCAUUAUAUCUCCAAGCUCUUUCUGCG
Messenger RNA from Vavraia culicis subsp. floridensis, 3295 nucleotides. Its product is annotated as HAD ATPase, P-type, family IC. Gene Ontology annotation, cellular component: plasma membrane. The transcript has a single exon. Gene Ontology annotation, molecular function: ATP hydrolysis activity; ATP binding; ATPase-coupled intramembrane lipid carrier activity. NCBI's taxonomy places the organism in Eukaryota, Fungi, Microsporidia, Pleistophoridae. The coding region runs from base 15 to 2918 and encodes 967 amino acids. Gene Ontology annotation, biological process: phospholipid translocation. The record is from RefSeq and is a predicted model, not a curated record.